AUGGGUAAUAAAGAAGGCAAAUCAACUGAAUCGACGGAAUUAACUCCAAAACGUAUGAAGCAUGAUUCGAUUUAUCUUAAAAUCUACUGUUUUACUUUAUCAAUUUUAGAUAUCGCUCUACUCAAAGCAAAUACUAAUUAUUCUGAGCAAGAAAUACGAGAUUGGUAUGAGAGAUUUAUUGAUGAUUGUCCCAAUGGUAAACUAAGCAAAAAACAAUUUACUAGACUUUAUAAACAAUUCUAUGAAGAUGGAGAAGCAGACAAAAUUUGCAAAGAUGCUUUUGAUAGAUUUGAUGUUGAUGGUAAUGGUUCAAUUGAUUUUGAAGAAUUUCUUUUAGCUCUUUCAGUUUCAAGUCAAGCAAAUCUAGAGGAUCGUCUUAGUGCUGCUUUUGAUAUAUGUGAUAUGUCAAAUGAUGGACAAAUCGAUCAAAGAGAAUUGACGAAUUGGAUCACUACUAUCUAUGAUCUUGUAGGUGAAACUGAUCGUAAAGGUGAAAAGGAUCCAAAGAGACGAGCUAUGGAAAUCAUGAGAAGCCUUGAUAUUAAUGGUGACAGGAAAUUGAAUAAAGAAGAAUUUAUCAUUGGAUGCAAAAAUGAUUCACAUAUUUGUAAACUACUUGCCCUCAACGCUUAA
Molecule: messenger RNA, 633 nt
Organism: Rotaria sp. Silwood2
Lineage: Eukaryota; Metazoa; Rotifera; Eurotatoria; Philodinida; Philodinidae
Source: the annotation of a GenBank genome assembly